Rubroshorea leprosula is the source of this 1740-nucleotide messenger RNA. The record is from the annotation of a GenBank genome assembly. Lineage: Eukaryota; Viridiplantae; Streptophyta; Magnoliopsida; Malvales; Dipterocarpaceae.
GAGAACAUACGUAUGGUGAAGGACGUCUUAAAAUGGUUUGAGCUUAUGUCGGGCUUGAGGAUAAAUUUUAGAAAGAGCAGUGUCUUUGGGUAUAAUGUGUCAGAGAAAUGGCUAAAAGGAUCAGCGGGAAUGUUACGCUGCGGGGUUGGUCGAGCACCUUUCCUUUAUUUGGGAUUGCCCGUGGAUGGUAAAUCUGGGAACAAGAAGUUAUGGGAGCCGGUUGUAAAUAAAUUCCGUGCCAAGCUUGCUGUCUGGAAGGCUGCCACUCUUUCCUUCGGAGGCCGCCUCAUCUUGCUAAAUUCGGUACUUUCUGCACUACCUAUUUUUUAUAUGUCAUUAUUUUUAUUGCCUAAGGUUGUGCUUGCGGAGAUGAUUAGAAUUCAAAGUGCUAAGGCGAAGGGGGGUCUAGGGGUACCGGAUUUGCGUAGAAAAAAUUGGGCAAUGUUAGAGAAGUGGUGGUAUAGGAUGGGUGAUGGGGUUGACAGCUUGUGGAAAAGGGUGGUGAGGGAGAAAUACUAUGGAGGUAGGAGGGAGGUCGAUAUCACUGCGAUUGAGUGUGCGAGGACUUCAAAGAUUUGGAGGGAUAUUAUUAGGAUAGGGGGUCAGUCUUGGAAACAUAGGAAUAUGCUGGCUGAGGGUUUCAAGUGGGAGGCGGGUGAGGGUAAAAAAGUGGCCUUUUGGCAUGAGUGGUGGGUUGGAGAUAAAAAUCUUAGGGAUUUAUUUCCAAGGUUAUUUGAGUUAUCAGUGAAGAAGGAAGGAAAGGUUUCCGAAAUGGGCUUUUGGGAAGAGGGUAAAUGGGUCUGGCGGGUUGAGUGGAGGAGGGGAACAAUAGGGCAUGAGAAAAAUGAGGAGGAGAUGUUGGAGAAGAUGCUAGAGGGUGUACAUUUAAAGGAGGGGGUGGGGGAUGUUUGGAAGUGGGUUCAUGAGAUGGAAGGCAAAUAUGUUGUAAAAAUAGCUUAUGACCUUCUAGCAUCUACGGAGUGUGUUUUAGAGGACCAGAUGUGCAAAUUAAUAUGGUGCAGUUGGGUGCCAUCAAAAGUGACUUUUUUUGGGUGGCGAUUAUGUUUAAAUAGGCUCCCAACAAAGGAAAACCUUCAAAAACGUGGGAUGCAGUUACAAGAAGGGCCUUUUUGCGAUCGUUGCAAUGGGACAGUGGAGGAAGUUAAUCAUUUAUUUUGCGUUUGUUAUAAGGCAUGGUUAGUUUGGGCACAAGUGUUGAGUUGGUGGGGUGUGGAGAGUGUCUUGCCUAAUACAGUGGUGGGAAUGACAGAUUUUUUCUUAGGUGGUUUAGGAAGAAUAGUUGGUAAGGAGAUGGGAUCCUGUAUUUUUCUAGUGGUUGCCUGGUAUUUAUGGUAUAGACGCAAUGCUCAAGUAUUUCGAAAAGAUGAAGGAUUAAUUGAAAAUCUGCUGGAAAGGGUGCAAGUUAGAACCUUUUUAUGGAUUAAAUCUAAAGUGAAUGGCUGCAUUUUCUCCUUUCAUGAAUGGCAAUCUCGUCCGAUGGAGUGCGCGAUGGCUGUCAAAAAUCAUAAAAGGAUGAGGAAGCAAUUCUACAAGACAUUCGGGUCCCCUGGUUGAGGGUUUGGCAGUGCAGAAGGUUUUGUUUUUAAUCAGGUCUAUAAGUUUUGUCAUAUUCUGGUUGUAAGGAGCCUGGCUCCAAUCAGAUGUGGGUACCAUCAAGACGUGGGUGCCAUUUUGUUGUAGAAGGGUUGAAGCACCCCUUGUGCUUCUUUAAAUAAAAAG